AUGCAGGAGGACGCGAGGCCGGUCAAGUGCGAGUGGGGAUGGCUGCGUCCCCACUCGACACCCGCCACGCUGCUCUGGCUACAGCAGAACUACGAGGUGGCCGAGGGCGUGUGCAUCCCCAGGAACACGCUGUACCUGCACUACGUGGACUUCUGCGCUCGCAACUCCAUGCAGCCAGUGAACGCAGCCAGCUUCGGAAAGAUCAUCCGGCAGCAGUUCCCGCAGCUGACCACGAGGCGCCUGGGCACCCGGGGCCAGUCGCGCUACCACUACUACGGCAUCGCGGUGCGCGUCGGCUCGCUCUACUUCGAGCCUCCGUACGCCAAGGGGUGAGUGGGCCGCCGGCUCCGCGGUGGCGCAGCGCUGAGCGGCCGCCGCGUUCGCAGGGCCGACGCCGGUCACCGGCGCCAGCCGCCGCAGUGCCCGCCCAGCCGGCUGCUGCUGCCCGAGUUUCCGAGGGUGCGCGAGCUGAUGCUGCCGGCGGGCGCCGAUGCCGACCAGCUGGCCGGCUUCGUGGCCAUGUACCGGGGACACUGUCAGCGGCUGCUCGACGAGUGCGCGCAGGAGCCCCCCGGCAUGCUGCAGUGCGUGGCACACUUCUGGCGUCGCGUUCCCGCUCACCUGGCGCCCCUUCUGGCCUCGAACGCCCUGGCCAACUUGGUGGGCAUCUGCGACGGCCUGCUGUACGGCGCCGUGGCCGAUGCGCUGAUUCCCGCCUAUCCACCGCCCCCGCACGACAGCAACGUGUGCCGGGCCGCACGUCUCCUAUCGGAGCAGCUGGAGCCAUGGCUGGAUGCUGCGCUGGCGGGAUUCCCGGCACCUCUUCGCGCCAUCAAGCUGCACAUGUGCCGCCGGCUGUCGCAGGCACUCGGGCGCCGCCUGUCACUGGCCAAGCUGUGGCCCGCGUGGCGCGCCGUGGUUCCCGACUGCGCCCUGCUCGACCUGGCCGCCGUGAGCACCGAGGCGGCUGCACGCAGUCCCCGGCCGGGCACGCCUUCGGCCCGCUUCGUGUACGCGCGUGCGCACGAGCUCUGCGCGCUGCUGGGCUCGGACGAGCAGGCGCUGUUCGGCUGGCUCGAGGCCCUGGUGGAACGCAGUGUGGCGUCGCCCAGUGCCGCCAGCGCUGCGUGCGCCGCGGGGCCCAUGGCGCGCCACUUCCUCGCCGUGUGGUGCGCGGCAGGAGCCGAGGCCGAGCGGCAGCUGCCCGCUUUGCGGCCGCUGCGCGCACUGCUCGACGAGUGGACGCGGGUGCUGCUCGAGCGCCUGCUCGGCGACGCCCUGCUACGGCAGCUGCUCGACAACGUCGCCAACGACGCCCCGCCAGAUGCCUGGUAUUGGCCCAGAGGGCUUGCCUCUCUAAAUUUGACAGUGUUGUCCAGAACAUGA
Molecule: messenger RNA, 1386 nt
Organism: Rhipicephalus sanguineus (brown dog tick)
Lineage: Eukaryota; Metazoa; Arthropoda; Arachnida; Ixodida; Ixodidae
Product: transcription factor RFX4-like
Exons: 5
Biological process (GO): regulation of transcription by RNA polymerase II
Molecular function (GO): RNA polymerase II cis-regulatory region sequence-specific DNA binding; DNA-binding transcription factor activity, RNA polymerase II-specific
Source: RefSeq, a predicted model, not a curated record